Messenger RNA from Phlebotomus papatasi, 1396 nucleotides. RefSeq names its product serpin A3-7-like. The transcript is spliced from 2 exons. The coding region runs from base 118 to 1332 and encodes 404 amino acids. Gene Ontology annotation, molecular function: serine-type endopeptidase inhibitor activity. Lineage: Eukaryota; Metazoa; Arthropoda; Insecta; Diptera; Psychodidae. The record is from RefSeq and is a predicted model, not a curated record.
AGUUCAGUAAAACCCGUUCUUUGGGCUAAACGUGUCGUACCAGCGCGCUGUUAAUCUCUCUAUAUGAGUCACUAAUUUGAGUGUAAAAAAGUGUCUUAAAAAUAUCGUGCCAUUGAAAUGAAGACAGUGAUAGGCAUCUUGUUAAUCACUUGCUUCCUGGAACUACUUUGUUGUGCAGAAACUCCAUUGAAAUUGCUGCCAAUUGAGGAAUCUCUGUUCAAUUUGACUGUGAAUUUGCAUAGGGCAAAAUCUCACAAUGACUCAACAGAAAAUCUCGUUUUCUCUCCACUGGGCUUCAAUCUUUUGCUGGGACAAAUAUCUGCUGGUGCCAAUCCCGUUUUAAAAGAAGCCAUUGGCAAAUUUUUGGGCUGGGAAGAGGCAAAGUUGACCGACAUUCAUGAGCAUCAUGAGAAUCUUUUGCAGAGCUACAAUACUCCAAAAGACGAUAAAGAUACCCUGAAGAUUCACAUAAAUUCUGCACUUUUCUACAGGGACAACAUAAAGAUCUUCAAAGAAUUUGAAGAAUUGCUCGAGAAAUACUACAAAUCUGUCUUAAUUAGCCUGCCAGAAAAAGCCACUGAAGCUGAAAAUCAACAAAUCGUUAAUCUCUGGGUACAAAAUGCGACUGAAGAUUUGAUCAAGGACUUCCCCAUAACUCCAAAUACAAUUUCCCUUUUUGCCAACGUUGUCUAUUUUACUGCAGAAUGGAUAGAGCCAUUCUCUGACCAACUGACUCGCACUGGACAAUUUUUCACAUCCCCCAAAAGCACUAUCAAUGCAACAUACCUUAUGGGGCAGCAGGAAAUUUUCUACAUGGAAAAUCGCGAUUUGGACUUCAAGAUGAUUCGUCUGCCAUACAAUUCGACAAAGUACAACAUUUCCAUGUACAUCCUGUCUCCACAGAAGCACAAUCUCGAGGAUAUUGUAGCAGGAAUGACCCUUGAUACAUUUCUGGGAUACAAAUCAGCCAUGACAAUGAAGACUGUUAACAUAAAAAUGCCAAAAUUGUCCCUAAAAUCCAAAAUCCAUCUCAAAGAUACUUUGAGCAAAUUGACGGAAAAUUCUUCAAAACUCAAAGGCGAUAGAGGAAAUGUUUUUGCUCUCAACAAAAUGUCCAAUAGCUCGAGAACUGUCCUGAGUGAUGUUGUGCAAGAGUCCACAUUCAAUGUUUAUGAGAAAGGAACAACAUUUGCUUCUCUAACCGCUGGAUACAUUAAUUACGAUGGAACUGCCCGGAAUUGUCGAGUUGAUAAACCGUAUUUAGCAAUUAUCUUGGACGAAAGUACGAACAUUGUGCUCUUCUGGACCAGUAUUUACCAGCCAACCAUUUAAGAUACUCAGAAUUGUUAGCAUUAAUUUAUUUAAUUUUUUUAUAGAAUAAAUCUUGAUACACUUU